GAAUCCAUUACCUAACAUUUCAUACUUCUAUGUUUCAAUAAUGGAUAUUAUUUUUUUCUGUUUAUUUUAUAAAAUGUAGGAAAAUAAAAUAUUGGUGCAAAACCACAACAAGAACAGUUGGAGAGCCAGGAAUGACCAAUCAAUUGCACUUAAUUAUUUUGAGGUUCAUGAUGUGUGACGUGGACAUGGGUAGGUGUUUUUCUUCUCCAAACGGACAUGAUAAAAGCACGCUUCUUGCGCUGGCCUACUUUACUUCAUAAAGAGGAGAUACUGUCAGCACGUCUAUCAGCCCCGCAACUACAAGAAAUGCAAUAUAACAGGGACCAAGACACUGUUGUGACCAUCGUCAACCCUGUGGAGCAUCCCACAGACUAUGUGGUAUGGUCCAUCUGCAGCUUCUUCCACGCAAACCCCUUUUGCCUCGGACUGUUGGCGCUGAUCUUCUCAUUCAAGGCAAGAGACAUGAAGGUGAUCGGAGACCUGCAGAGAGCCAAGAAAUAUAGCAAGUGGGCUCUGGGCUUCAACGUGGCCGCGCUGAUCAUUCUUUUUGUGACUAUCUUGAGUCUUGUAAUUGUUUUGAUAAUUAGAACUGCCAAUAUGUAUCGUUAUUACCACUACUAGGGCCAAGAAACCAGUUAAUUGCCCCUGUACCAAAAAUAAUAAUGAAGCUGUAUUGAUUUAAUUACCCCGUAAUGCGCUUUGUAACCAUCAGCACAGCACAGUGAAUAUCCGUCAUUAUUUUACGCUACCCUUCAGAAUUUAAUUGAUUUGAAAAUAGUUUUAGCAGCCGCCCCAGCGAGAACUCCAAGUUAAUGAUGCAUAAUGUCCAUAAAAUAACCCUAUAGUCCACCAAAGCACUUGGUGACAAGACAGCAGUCCAGAUGCAACGGAAGACCAUUAGAGGCGUCGUCAGCCCCUUUUUACUGGGGCACGUGCCCCAGUUAAAGUCUCCAGUGCCCCAGUAAAAUUCCAUUGAUCAUUAUUAAAUUCAUCUGCAGAAGCGCCGCUCUCGCUAUGGAAUCGGCAGGAUUCAUCAAGUGCAUCUCCUGCUGCCUCGGGAGUCUUCAGUCGAGCCUGCCUCUUACCAGCCAAUCAAAAAACGAAAGGGGCUACAUAAAAGCCAAUCAGAAAAUAGCCCUAUUGUAUCUGGGUAAGAUUUAACGCAACAACCAAUGAAAAAAAUCAGUUAUUUACGGAUUCGUCCACGUGACUCUUCUGAAAGUGUGUAAAGUAUGACCAAGUGUUUCUUUCUGUUCAAUAGUCUAGAUAGAACUUUAUCAAUCCCCUGUAGGAGAAAUUUGUUAAUAAAA
Molecule: messenger RNA, 1310 nt
Organism: Gadus macrocephalus (Pacific cod)
Lineage: Eukaryota; Metazoa; Chordata; Actinopteri; Gadiformes; Gadidae
Product: dispanin subfamily A member 2b-like
Exons: 3
Coding region: 217-621 (134 amino acids)
Cellular component (GO): plasma membrane
Source: RefSeq, a predicted model, not a curated record